CACUAGUUAUACAAUGAGUUCUUGACUAGGAGGACGCCGCGCUCGCUGCUCUGUCCAUAACUGUCUGGGAAUCUGUUUCUUGAAUCGUCUGAUACUACACAAGAGUCGUAAAAAUCUGAAGGAUAUUUGUUGGCGUUACAUCGAUAUAUAUUAUGUUGCAACUAGUGGUAUACCUGGAGUGAAGAGACUUAUCCUACAAUUAUUACUUGUAUUGUGAGCGAAGUUAUAUCUACUACAGUAAGGACUAUGACGCCAUGUGUUGGGAGUGGUCUUGUUCUGUGGCUGAUGCUGGCUGUCCCAAGUCACAUGGGGGUCAUCCCUCCUGCAGGCCUGUCUAGGGUCAUCCCUCAACAUGACCUCGACCUGGUUUUUCCUCCACCUGAUUACGAAGAUAAUGCUUCAGAGGUGCAGAACCAAGGGCAUCGUUCACAUUCGAGUGUGUUAACGCGCGGUGUUAGCGGACACAGUGACAAAGAGAAACAAACUUUGGAUUUUGAGAACUCACAGAUGCUACAAAUGUUGAACAUUCAGCUGCAACAGUUUGGGUAUGACGAAGAUACAAUCCGUGAACUCCUGGUUGUUUUUAAAUUAAGUAAUAGCACAGACCUAUUAAUGAAUGUAAUCCAGACACACCAGGACCAGUUCAUGGUGGAACAUGAACAGAAAAUGAAAAUGGAAGACCAAAUUGAAACGAAGAGUAAAAAUGACAGCAUUGAAGAUAAACAAAUCGACUACGAUGCCCUAGGUUGUGGCAUCAACAGUGCCCAGGCGAGGAUCCUUGGGGGAAGGUUGUCUACCUCUGGGGACUGGCCUUGGCAAGUAGCACUGGUUCACGCUCCAUCAAAGUCCGCCUUUUGUGGAGCAUCCCUCAUCAACAGACAUUUUGUGCUUACUGCUGCUCAUUGUGCUUAUGUGCUGCCAGUCCACAAACUGUUAGUGUGGCUUGGGAGCUACGAUGUAUCCCUGGAGACUGAGGUAGGACGUGAGGUGAGGAAGGUCUCUAGAAUCAUCCUCCAUGAACAAUUCGACCAGAAGACCUUGGCUAAUGAUGUAGCACUCCUGAGACUUUCUGAACCUGUCAACAUGACCAGGACAAUAAGGCCCAUCUGCCUUCCUAAUAUCAAGGAUUGGGAUGUUUCUAUAGUUAAUGGCAGUGCUGAUUUUGAUGGACUAGUAACAGGCUGGGGACUAACAAAGGAAGAUGGGCAGCCAUCAAAGGUUCUUCUCCAGGUAAGCCUUCCUUUUCUGAAGGUUGAAGACUGUAGACAACGAUACGAAGGUAUAAUUCCAAUCUCUACCAAAAUGUUGUGUACUCUUCACAAUUUUUCAGACGGUGUGAGUAGGGACUCUUGUAAGGGAGACUCUGGUGGUCCUCUGGUCAGUGAAGGCCCAGAGGGCAGGUGGACACAAGUUGGAAUAGUCAGCUUCGGGUACGGGUGUGGUCGUAAAGGUUACCCCGGGGUCUACACUAGGAUAACACAGUAUCUACUCUGGAUAUACCUUAAAAUUGCUCAGAGUGAGAUCAACUCGGGUGACAUAAAUAUGUCACAGGCUGCUGGAAAUUAAAAAAAAAAAAAAAAAGGUAACUAGGUAUACAGUGUAGUACUGGUAAUGUUUUUUUUCUGCUUUUCCUGUGACUGAUUGUAAAGAGAUUAUAAUCAAAAUUGUCAUAAAAGUUAAAUUAUGAGUUAUUGUUCAGUACAUUAUUGAUACAGUACUAUAUUACUUAUACUGUCAGUUUAAGAUUGUAUGUUGCAAGUUCUUGAUUAAAUAGCAUUUGUAAUGCGUGCUACAUUUGAACCAAAUAUUUAUAUAGACGAAUAACUGUGUUAUGAGUAGGUAAUUUUUUAUUACACAAUUCAUAGAGUAACCAUUUAAUAUGUAGAGGUUUACAAAAAUUUUAUACAAAAAAUAUAGACAUGUAUAAAUUCUGUAUAUUUUAGUUUUAACAACCCAAAUCUGUGCAGAAUUAAUAAUUCACAUUUAAGAUUUG
Messenger RNA from Cherax quadricarinatus, 1993 nucleotides. RefSeq names its product trypsin-1-like. The record is from RefSeq and is a predicted model, not a curated record. Gene Ontology annotation, biological process: proteolysis. Gene Ontology annotation, molecular function: serine-type endopeptidase activity. NCBI's taxonomy places the organism in Eukaryota, Metazoa, Arthropoda, Malacostraca, Decapoda, Parastacidae.